AUGGAUCAAACUGAAGAAGCAGUAGCUACCCCUCUCUCAUGCUUACAUGGUUGGUAUUUGUUGAUAUAUUCCUGUAUCAAAGUUGAUUCAUCUUUUUUGAAAGAUUUCAAGCAUGAAAUUUUGAAUCAUAUUGAAACAACCACAAAAGAACUCCAAGAAAUGGAAGAAGAAUAUCAAGCAUUGAAACGAUUUAUCCAAACUGAGAUUGAUUCAUGUUCAGAAGAUCAAAAUCAACUGCUUCAAGAAGCAGAAAAUGUUCAAGUCAAGAUUGCUGCUUUUUUAAAAAACCUUCAGUGCCAUCUUCCGAUGGAGUCUCUUUCCUCAAGAAAAUAUAACAAUUGA
Messenger RNA from Naegleria lovaniensis, 342 nucleotides. RefSeq lists its product as uncharacterized. The transcript is spliced from 2 exons. The coding region runs from base 1 to 342 and encodes 113 amino acids. Lineage: Eukaryota; Heterolobosea; Eutetramitea; Acrasida; Naegleriidae. The record is from RefSeq and is a predicted model, not a curated record.